AUGGAUAUUAGUCUUUAUUUGUACAUUAUUCAUUACGAAGAAGCUGCAAAAGCUGUAGCAUUGCAUAAAAUUCAGGAAGAAGAAUUCUUUUCAGAACUUGGUGAAACUUCUGAUUUCGAUCAACAUUGUAAUCGAAUCGAUAAUAAUCUAAGUUUCAAACUUAGAGAAGUCAAAGUCCUUUGCAUUAAACUAGUAUGUCAUUUAGAUAUGUUAAGUCAAUCGGAUGAUUCAGAACGUAAUAAUUACUGCAAUUACAUACGUUUUUGGUUAAAUGAACACAUAAGUGAAAUACAUACUAUAAAUCUGUAG
This is a messenger RNA of Plasmodium cynomolgi strain B, 309 nucleotides long. RefSeq names its product CYIR protein. The transcript is spliced from 2 exons. The record is from RefSeq and is a predicted model, not a curated record. The coding region runs from base 1 to 309 and encodes 102 amino acids. Lineage: Eukaryota; Apicomplexa; Aconoidasida; Haemosporida; Plasmodiidae.